AUGGCAGGAGUCAACGUCACCCGCUUCCAGCCUGCCACGUUCCACCUCACGGGCUUCCCAGGCCUGGAGCCCUUCCACGUGUGGAUCUCUGUGCCUUUCUGUGCUCUAUACUUCGCCUCCAUUCUCGGGAACUGCGCCGUCCUCCUCGUCGUCCGGCAGGGCCGGCACUUGCACGAGCCCAUGUAUUUCUUCCUGUGCAUGCUGUCCUUGAACGACUUGGGGGUCUCCCUCUCCACGCUCCCCACGGUGCUCGCCCUCUUCUGCUUCGGCCUCAGCAAGGUGGCCUUCGAUGCCUGUCUGGCCCAGAUGUUCUUCAUCCAUUCCUUCUCCUUCAUGGAGUCCGGGAUCCUGCUGGCCAUGUCUUUCGACCGCUUCGUGGCCAUCCGCCACCCGCUGCGCUAUGCGUCCACGCUGACCCACCCUCAGAUCGCCAGGAUCGGCGCGGCCAUUGUCCUGAAGAGCACCGCCAUGCUCGCCCCCUUCCCCUUCCUCAUCAAGCGCCUGCCCUUCUGCGGCUCCAACGUCCUCUCCCACGCCUACUGCCUCCACCCGGACAUGAUGCGCCUGGCCUGCGCGGACAUCACCGUCAACAACGUCUACGGGCUCUUCGUGGUCCUCUUCACGUACGGCCUGGACUCCACGUGCAUCGUUUUGUCCUACAUCAUGAUUCUGAAGGCCGUCUUGAACAUCGCGUCUCGGCAGCAGCGCCGCAAGGCCCUCCACACCUGCGUCGCCCACAUCUGCGCGGUCUUGAGUUUCUAUGUCCCGAUCGUUGCCGUCUCUGUUCUGCACAGGUUUGGGAAAGGUGCUCCCCCCGUCGUGCACGUCAUGAUGUCCAACGUCUAUCUGUUUGUCCCUCCGCUGCUGAACCCCAUCAUCUACAGUGUGAACACCAAGGAGAUCCGGAAGGGGAUACGCAGAAUGCUUGGCUGCGCUGGGAGCUGGAGGCUCAGGGCAAACGGCUGA
Sphaerodactylus townsendi is the source of this 966-nucleotide messenger RNA. Its product is annotated as olfactory receptor 51I1-like. The coding region runs from base 1 to 966 and encodes 321 amino acids. The record is from RefSeq and is a predicted model, not a curated record. The transcript has a single exon. Gene Ontology annotation, cellular component: membrane. Gene Ontology annotation, biological process: G protein-coupled receptor signaling pathway. Gene Ontology annotation, molecular function: olfactory receptor activity; G protein-coupled receptor activity. Lineage: Eukaryota; Metazoa; Chordata; Lepidosauria; Squamata; Sphaerodactylidae.